Messenger RNA from Metopolophium dirhodum (rose-grain aphid), 582 nucleotides. RefSeq names its product protein FAM200C-like. Lineage: Eukaryota; Metazoa; Arthropoda; Insecta; Hemiptera; Aphididae. Gene Ontology annotation, molecular function: nucleic acid binding. The record is from RefSeq and is a predicted model, not a curated record. The transcript has 2 exons. Bases 1 to 582 code for a protein of 193 amino acids.
AUGGUGACUGUGACCGUAACAUCUGAACGUUAUGUGGAAAUGUUGAACAACUUCUUGCCAACUGAAUUACAACGAUUAGGAGUACAUGAUAAAGAUCUAUGGUAUCAACAAGAUGGUGCUACCAGCCAUACAGCGCGUAUUUCAUUGGCUUUGGAUGAGUCCACUUUACCAACUAAUGAAGCAUUAUUGUUAUCAUACGUGAGGUUUAUAAAAAAUGAGAAAAUAUGUCAAGAACUAUUAUUUGCGAGAAAUUUAGAGACAAAUACAAAAGGAGAAACCAUAUUUAAUACACUGGAAAAGUUUUGUGAUGAAAAGCAAAUCCCUCUGAAGAAUAUUAUUUCAAUUGCUACUGAUGGUGCCCCAGCUAUGACAGGGCGUCACAAAGGCUUCAGAGCGUAUUUAAAAAAAAAAGUUACAGACGUGCUUACUGUACAUUGCGUCAUUCAUUGCCAGCAUUUAGUUGCAAAAAAUCUCAGUGAACGCCUGAAAUUCCUGGACAUUUCAAACAUGGACAUACCAGACUGGGUAUUAGAUCCUUUUUCAAAUGUCAACACAACAGAAUCAUUCCAGUUCGAAGAAUAA